Messenger RNA from Hydatigera taeniaeformis, 2886 nucleotides. The record is from the annotation of a GenBank genome assembly. NCBI's taxonomy places the organism in Eukaryota, Metazoa, Platyhelminthes, Cestoda, Cyclophyllidea, Taeniidae.
AAACACCCACUCCGGAUAGCAAUGCUUGUCGUAGCCAUUUGGUUACUUUUUACUGCCCCCGAGAUCUACAAUGAAGAGGUCACGGAGUAUUCACAUCGACAUUUUCACCUUGCUAUCUAUGCCUUGACACCUGAUCCCCUCUUUUCGCCGGAGAUGACGCUCUUCAAUUUCACCCAUAGUGUUGCUGCAGCAGUGAGCUACGCAAACUCGCUAAUGCCAAUAAAGAAUAAGAUAGUUUUUCUUGAUGUUUCAAAGCAUCGGCGGAUACCAGGAAGCUCAGUGUCGGUGUCUUCGAGAGCCUGCAGGAUCUACAAAAUUCUACAGCAUUUGCAGAAAACUGCAUUCCACUCCACUGGAUUCAAUGUGUUACUGGGGCCCCCACUGGACAGUGACUGUAAUUUAGUGAGGGAGUGGAUCAGGCUAGGAGAUCCAGAAGGAACACAACGAGUCCAACUUUACCAAAUUUCCUACUUUUGUCAAAUGUUCGGCUUCUUCGCCUACUUUGUGAACCACCUUGCCGACAGUAGUCGCGGUUCUCUAACUACACCCAUUGCUGCAGUCUCUGUAGUAGUUCAACGCAAGGUCAUUCUUCAAGGAAUUGUUAUUUAUCUCCUCAACAGGGGUUGGAAACGCGCUGCUCUAUUCUAUGACGUGAGUACCACCAACCUCGACAUCCCUGAGACGUGGGGUUCAGUACCAUUAAAUGUCCGCCUCUCUCGAAAAAGACAAAACGUGCCUGAACUCUUAACAAGUGUUUGCAUUGAGUCAGUCACAAACUUUUCUAGCUUCUUCCGGCCAUUUGAAGAUCACAUAGAUGUCGCCUUAAUACUAGCGAAGCCCUCAGUAGCGAUAGAAUUCGUAGCAAGCAUUCAGAACCUAACCAGAAUUAGAGAGGGGAGGAUAGCACUCAUUCAAGUGGAUCCCAAAGACAUGCUCGCCUACGAUGCUUUGGAUAAGUGGAGAUGGCAUCUGUCAAAAAUUGGACCUACAUUCGCUGCUGGUCGGUCGCUCAUCAUUCUAACCGCAUUGCCAAAGGGAACAGUAUACGAGGAGAAAUCAAUCGCACACAACGAGCAAAUUAACCUCCAGAUAGCCAGCGGGGCGGCACUUGCAAUGCGAUUGGUCCAAAUUCAUCUUCAAGAGGGCGGCGGUAAUCUCAGCUCCUCCACUGACUUCUUUGGACCAAUGCGUACCAAGGCGCCUGUCCUUGUACCCACACUGCCCAACAUUACUUUUCGUUACCAAUUUCACGAUGACAAUGUCAUACAAGGCAGUUUUGAUCUCCUUAUUUUCGCUCUCAGGCCAAAUGUCACUGGGGUAGUUGACAGUGAGCUUCACCAAGCAAAUUUUAAUGAUGUUUUUAACCUCAUCGACAUCAUUCAUUAUCCCCCGAUACUACCACAACGGAAGAGUGAAAUGGUUUGGCCAGGAGAUGGACAGGGACCGAAGCGCACCUACUGUCUGAUAGCGCCUUGUGAUUUUGUGAGUGAAGAGAUCUUCAGCCGAUCGAUAAAUUCAGCAUUUGGUUUCAGUGCUUUUCCGAAGGACGUUAUCAGCAACAAAAGUAUUACACUCGACUGGGACUUCAAACUCUCCCUCAUGACCGACAUGGUCCGAGGCAUGGAUUAUCUCCACGGCACGAGCCUUAAAGCUCACGGGAGGCUAAAAUCAACGAAUUGUGUAGUCAGUUCUCGAUGGACUCUAAAAAUUACCGAUUUUGGAAUACCCAAAAUCUACGAUUUGACUGGCAGUUGUUCUUUAAUGAAGCUCGAAGAGAAGUUAUGGACAUCACCUGAACUAUUAAGAGAUGAGGAAGCGGCUUUGCUUGGAACCAAGCCAGCUGAUGUCUAUGCAUUCGCGAUAAUAAUGCACGAAGUCUUCUGCCAGACAAAACCAUAUGGACCAAGAGAUAUUCCAGUGGAAGAGAUUUUGAAGCGCGUCGUAGAAGAAGGUAGUCAUCCUUUUCGCCCACAGCUCCCUACAACGGGCAUUCCACCGGCUUAUAAAGACAUUCUUGAGCGGGCGUGGUCUGAGAAUCCCAGUCUAAGGCCAACGUUUAAGGAGCUGAAUAGAGAGAUUGAACAAAUAACCAAAGGAAAAAAAAUGAAUAUUGUGGAACAUAUGUUCAAAAUGAUGGAAAACUACUCGAGUUGGCUGGAGCAGCAAGUAAAAACUCGAAUGGAGGAGUUGUCGGCCGAGAAGAAGAGGAAGGAUCUUCUUGUCCGUCGCAUGCUGCCUCCAGUAGUUGCAGAAGCGUUGAAAGCAGGUAUUGCGGUGGCACCUGAGACCUAUGAUGAGGUGUCAAUUUACAUUAGCGACAUCGUUGGCUUUACAACCAUUUCUGCAAUGUCUACGCCACUGCAGGUUGUUAAUCUUCUCAACGACUUGUACACGCUGUUUGACAAAACAAUUGCGAACUACGAUGUGUACAAAGUAGAGACAAUAGGAGACGCUUAUAUGGUGGCUUCGGGGCUGCCAAUCCGCAAUGGACGUCGUCACGCGGGUGAGGUAGCCACAAUGGCUCUUGACCUUCUUAGCGGUUGUGGAACUUUCACCAUUAAACACCUACCAGAAGUUCCUCUAAGGAUACGCAUAGGUCUGCAUAGCGGACCUUGCGUUGCAGGUGUCGUGGGACUUACUAUGCCUCGGUAUUGUCUUUUUGGUGAUACCGUUAAUCGAGCGCUUAAAAUGGAGUCUUCUGGAGCCGCCUUUAGAAUACAUAUAAGUGAAAAGACAAAGGAAAUAUUAGAUGAAGUCGGUGGCUAUCAUGUUGAGUAUCGAGGUUCAGCCGAAUUCGAGGGCGGUGCGAAGACGAAAACUUAUUGGCUAUCCAGCAGUGAUAACUUUCACAAGCCCUUACCAAGCCCACCACCAUUACCAACGUGA